UCAGUCGGCUGUGGACAAGUUCUUCUGCCCAAAGCUCCUGCUCUGCUCAGAACUGGGGUGUGAUGGUCUCAGGGAGUUUUCUCAGAGGGCUUUCUGCUAUGGAGCCCCACCUUUUGUCAUUCUGAACAUGCAGCAGUGGAAGUCAGAGGAGCUGUCCUACGUCCCUUACCACCUGGCUCUGUGCCAGCACAGGUACUUAUUAGAGGGCGCCACACUUUUCAACAAGGAAGAGCAUCACUACUCCGCAGCUUUCCAGAUCGACGGCUGCUGGAUGCACUAUGACGGAUUGAGGAGUGACAAUCUGAUCCUGUUACACAAGCCACCGGAGCUCCUGCUGCUCUCCUCCCUGGUCUACAUCCGCGCCUCUGACAAAUGAACCGAGCUGACCCGGAGUACGGACGGACACUCAAAAGCCCGAAA
Solea solea (common sole) is the source of this 420-nucleotide messenger RNA. It is a transcript of the gene dorip1, whose product is annotated as chromosome 18 C14orf28 homolog. The record is from RefSeq and is a predicted model, not a curated record. The coding region runs from base 128 to 376 and encodes 82 amino acids. The transcript has 3 exons. NCBI's taxonomy places the organism in Eukaryota, Metazoa, Chordata, Actinopteri, Pleuronectiformes, Soleidae.